ACGGAAAGAACCAAAUCAUAAAAAAGCAAAUCAGUCAGCUAUUAAAUGUUAAAGAGUGCAAAGUAUUUUUUAAAACAUAAAAUACGCUUUUGACCCAUCCAUAAACAUUCAUAAAUAAUUCGGAAAGCCUAAAGUGCUGUUUUUUAAACAUGACAGUAAGAGCGUCGAGCUGAUGGUUAUGUAAUCUCUGUGAAGAUUCCAGAAAUCCAACAGAAACCUUCGGAAACCAAAAGAAUUAUAGUUGACUGCAAGGGAGAAGUCAUUGCCGAAUUUAUCCGAAAACUGUAAAGAGCUCAGAUAGAGAUGGUAGUCCAAAUAAUUAUUCUGGUGAUCUGCACCAUCUGCCUGAAGCACUAUGCCAAAGGGGAGUUUCAACAAAGUCUGGCCAUAACCGACAUCCUUCCCGAGGACAUCAAGCGCUACGAUAAGAUGAGACCGCCCAAAAAGGAGGGCCAGCCCACGAUAGUCUACUUCCAUGUGACGGUGAUGGGUCUGGACUCCAUCGACGAGAAUUCGAUGACAUAUGUGGCGGAUGUGUUCUUUGCUCAGACUUGGAAAGAUCACCGCCUGCGAUUGCCGGAGAAUAUGACGCAGGAAUAUCGAUUACUGGAGGUGGACUGGCUGAAGAACAUGUGGCGGCCCGAUUCGUUCUUCAAAAACGCCAAAUCGGUGACCUUUCAAACGAUGACCAUACCAAAUCACUACAUGUGGCUGUACAAGGAUAAAACGAUACUCUAUAUGGUCAAGCUGACUUUGAAGCUAUCCUGCAUCAUGAACUUUGCCAUCUAUCCACACGACACCCAAGAGUGCAAGCUGCAAAUGGAGAGUCUCUCCCACACCACGGACGACCUAAUCUUCCAGUGGGAUCCCACCACGCCCCUCGUGGUGGACGAGAACAUAGAGCUGCCGCAGGUGGCUCUGAUUCGAAAUGAGACGGCCGACUGCACUCAGGUGUAUUCCACGGGUAACUUCACCUGUCUGGAGGUGGUCUUCACCCUGAAACGUCGCUUGGUCUACUACGUCUUCAAUACCUACAUACCCACCUGCAUGAUCGUAAUCAUGUCGUGGGUAUCCUUCUGGAUCAAACCGGAGGCGGCUCCUGCUCGGGUGACCUUGGGCGUCACCUCCCUGCUCACCUUAUCCACGCAGCACGCCAAAUCGCAGUCGUCCUUGCCACCGGUGUCCUAUUUGAAGGCGGUGGACGCCUUCAUGUCCGUCUGCACGGUGUUCGUGUUCAUGGCCCUGAUGGAGUACUGCCUGAUCAAUAUCGUCCUCAGCGACACGCCCAUUCCCAAGCCGAUGGCCUAUCCGCCCAAGCCGGUGGCCGGUGGUGAUGGGCCCAAGAAGGAGGGCGAGGGCGCUCCUCCAGGAGGCAGCAAUUCGACGGCCAACAAACAGCAGGCCACCAUGCUGCCACUGGCCGAUGAGAAAAUCGAGAAGAUUGAGAAGAUCUUUGACGAGAUGACCAAAAACAGAAGGAUUGUUACCACCACGCGACGUGUGGUGCGUCCGCCGCUGGACGCCGACGGUCCGUGGAUUCCGCGGCAGGAGUCGCGCAUAAUAUUGACCCCCACGAUUGCGCCGCCGCCACCGCCUCCACAGCCGGCGGUACCGGAACCGGAGCUACCCAAGCCCAAGCUGACCCCCGCCCAGGAGCGGCUCAAGCGGGCCAUCUACAUCGACCGCUCCUCCCGCGUCCUCUUCCCCGCCCUCUUCGCCAGCCUCAAUGGCAUCUACUGGUGUGUGUUCUACGAGUAUCUGUAAGAUCUGCAUGCGAGACCGCUCUGCCCUGUACAUACACUUUCGCUCCAUCCGAGUGUUAAACGUUGAUUGUUCGCAUAUAUCGAAACGUAUAUCGCAAAUUUACUCUUAAGCUUUCACGCACAAGCUUUAAGUCAUUGAAUUUUAAACAUAGAUGAUUGUUGAACCACAAAACUUAAAUAUGAACGGUGAAGGAACACUGGAUAAAUUACAAAUUAUCAAUUCAAUUCCUAAUGUGCUUAAAGUUAAUCAAGUGACGUAGUA
Molecule: messenger RNA, 2025 nt
Organism: Drosophila rhopaloa
Lineage: Eukaryota; Metazoa; Arthropoda; Insecta; Diptera; Drosophilidae
Gene: ort
Product: glycine receptor subunit alpha-4
Exons: 5
Coding region: 304-1764 (486 amino acids)
Biological process (GO): nervous system process; signal transduction; chemical synaptic transmission
Cellular component (GO): synapse; neuron projection; membrane
Molecular function (GO): chloride channel activity; transmembrane signaling receptor activity; extracellular ligand-gated monoatomic ion channel activity
Source: RefSeq, a predicted model, not a curated record